This is a messenger RNA of Cynara cardunculus var. scolymus (artichoke), 888 nucleotides long. RefSeq lists its product as uncharacterized. The transcript has 9 exons. Lineage: Eukaryota; Viridiplantae; Streptophyta; Magnoliopsida; Asterales; Asteraceae. The record is from RefSeq and is a predicted model, not a curated record. Bases 1 to 888 code for a protein of 295 amino acids.
AUGGUGAAUCUUCCAGAUGACAAAGGAAAAGCGAAGAGACGAAUGCAGAUUGAGAUACAGGACUUGGAGGGAUUUAAACUGCAUGUCACAUUGUGGGAUGCUUUUGCUGAGCAAUUCAAUGAUUAUGUUUCUAAUCAUAAAGAUGAGGGAAAAAAAAAACCUUCUCUUUCUAAUUCAUUUAAUGGUACGAGGUUGUUCAUCAAUUCUGAAAUUGAUGAAAUCAAGGAUUUCAGAAAUAGUCUGCUUGAGGAGAGUAGCGAAUCUAAAUUGUCACAACAGCUUACAAUGCUUUUUGGAUUGUCUUAUUCAUAUCGUGAAGAUUUUCUAGACAACCACAAUAAAGCAAAUAUUGUUGAAAUUAGCGAAGCUACUGAGGCGAAGUCCUUGACUAUCUUAGGCACAGUUAAGGCUUUUAGGAAAGACAUUCCUUGGUGCUACAAGGGUCGCAAAAAGUGUAGUAGAAAGCAUGGUGAUUUAGAUAUGUUUCCGAAGGAGUUGAAUGUUUUGCUUGAUAGAAAAUUUGCCAUAAAGAUCGAAGUAAAUAAUUACAACAUAAAAAACAGUUGUUUUGUUUACGGUAUUUCAAAAUUAACUAAUGAUAAUAACAUUUUGAAUGAGUUGGAUUUGAGGUUUAGUGCUCAACAGUCUGCUGAAUCUGAUUCUGUAAAUGGUCAUUCAACAGAUUUAGGUUCUCAAGAUAAGUUAAAGGAUGUUUUUUCAUAUACGGGUGAGAAUGCAACUCCUGGCAAUGUGGAUAAGAGCACAUCAGAUAGUCUGGAAUCACAAGAAAAAAUGUAUGAUGAAAAGAUAUGUAAAAGUGUUGAUCUGAAGCGUGAUCUUGAUGAAGUUUAUGAUGCCGAUAAUGAAAUGAAAAGCACAAAUUUCUAA